Molecule: messenger RNA, 1264 nt
Organism: Nyctereutes procyonoides (raccoon dog)
Lineage: Eukaryota; Metazoa; Chordata; Mammalia; Carnivora; Canidae
Gene: WNT3A
Product: Wnt family member 3A
Exons: 4
Coding region: 174-1232 (352 amino acids)
Biological process (GO): multicellular organism development; canonical Wnt signaling pathway; cell fate commitment
Cellular component (GO): extracellular region
Molecular function (GO): frizzled binding; cytokine activity
Source: RefSeq, a predicted model, not a curated record
UGGCGCAGCGCCGCCCUCGGAGUCCGCGCACCGGCGCACACCCGCGCACCCCGCGCACCUCGCGGCCGCAGGAGGGCCCAGCGCCGCCGCCCGCCAGCUCCCAGGGCCUGGCCGGGUCCGGCGCCGGUGCUCUCGGGGUGGACUCCCGGACCUCCGCGUUCUCCCGCCCGGCGAUGGCCCUGCUCGGAUACUUCUUAUUCCUCUACGGCCUGAAGCAGGCGCUGGGCAGCUACCCGAUCUGGUGGUCCCUGGCCGUCGGGCCCCAGUACUCGUCCCUGGGCACUCAGCCCAUCCUGUGCGCCAGCAUCCCAGGCCUGGUACCCAAGCAGCUGCGCUUCUGCCGGAACUACGUGGAGAUCAUGCCCAGCGUGGCGGACGGCAUGAAGAUCAGCAUCCAGGAGUGCCAGCACCAGUUCCGCGGGCGCCGCUGGAACUGCACCACAGUCAACAACAGCCUGGCCAUCUUCGGCCCUGUGCUGGACAAAGCCACCCGGGAGUCUGCCUUUGUGCACGCCAUCGCCUCGGCCGGCGUGGCCUUCGCUGUGACACGCUCAUGUGCGGAGGGCUCCGCUGCCAUCUGUGGCUGCAGCAGCCGCCACCAGGGCUCACCAGGUGAGGGCUGGAAGUGGGGAGGCUGCAGCGAGGACAUCGAGUUUGGCAGCAUGGUGUCCCGGGAAUUUGCUGACGCACGGGAGAACCGGCCAGACGCCCGCUCCGCAAUGAACCGCCACAACAAUGAGGCCGGACGCCAGGCCAUCGCCAGCCACAUGCAUCUCAAGUGCAAGUGCCACGGGCUGUCGGGCAGUUGCGAGGUGAAGACCUGCUGGUGGUCGCAGCCCGACUUCCGCUCCAUCGGUGACUUCCUCAAGGACAAGUACGACAGCGCCUCCGAGAUGGUGGUGGAGAAGCACCGCGAGUCGCGCGGCUGGGUGGAGACGCUGCGGCCCCGCUACAGCUACUUCAAGGUGCCCACGGAGCGCGACCUUGUGUACUACGAGGCCUCGCCCAACUUCUGCGAGCCCAACCCCGAGACCGGCUCGUUCGGCACCCGCGACCGCACGUGCAACGUGAGCUCGCACGGCAUCGACGGCUGCGACCUGCUGUGCUGUGGCCGCGGCCACAACGCGCGCACCGAGCAGCGCCGAGAGAAGUGCCACUGCGUCUUCCACUGGUGCUGCUACGUGAGCUGCCAGGAGUGCGCGCGCGUCUACGACGUGCACACCUGCAAGUAGCGCUACCCCGCCGGCGAGCGGCUGGGCUGGGG